Cordyceps fumosorosea ARSEF 2679 is the source of this 807-nucleotide messenger RNA. RefSeq lists its product as hypothetical. The transcript has a single exon. The record is from RefSeq and is a predicted model, not a curated record. Lineage: Eukaryota; Fungi; Ascomycota; Sordariomycetes; Hypocreales; Cordycipitaceae. The coding region runs from base 1 to 807 and encodes 268 amino acids.
AUGUCCGCCAACACUCGCCUGGCCAUAGUGCUCGUGCACGGCGCAUGGCACGGGCCGUGGUGCUGGAGGGACCAGGUCCCCGAGCUGCAAAAGCUUGGCUACGACGUGGAAACGGCGCACCUGCCGUCCGCGCAAGGCAUCGUCGGCACCACGCAGCACGACGACGCCGCCGCCGUCCGCGCCGUCCUGGAGCCGCUCCUGUCCGCCGGCAAGCGCGUCAUCGUCGUGGCGCACUCGUACGGCGGCCCCAUCGGCAGCGCCGCCGUCGUCGGGCUCUCUGAGCGCCAGCGCCGCGCAGCGAGCCUGCCCGGCGGCGUGCUCGGCCUCGUCUGCCUGUGCGCGUUCAUCUUCCCCGGCGGCAUGGACCAGGGCGCCGCGAUCGAGGCCGCGGGCGACCUGCGGUACGUGGUCUGGGACGACCCCGCGGAGGGCCUGUUCGUGCCGCGGGACCCGCGGGCCAUGUUCUUCCCGCCGGACACGUCGCCCGAGGACACGGACUGGGCGGUUCCGCAGCUGCGGCCGCAGAGCAUGGCGGCCAACAAGGGGAUAGUGCCGCCGCAGGCGUGGCAGGAGGACGCGGAGCACUACGCGGGCAGGCUGGGGUACGUUGCGUGCACGGAGGAUCGGGCCGUCCCGUUUGAGGAUCAAAAGGCCAUGAUUGCCGGUGCGGGCGGUGCAGAGAAGUGGAUUGUGCGUGAGCUGAAAGGUUCGGGUCACAGCCCGUUCUUCUCUCGCCCACAGGAGGUAGCAUCUGUUUUGCAUGGGAUUGUUGAACAGUUCCAAAAGGAACAAGAGGUCAAGGCAUAA